This is a messenger RNA of Empidonax traillii (willow flycatcher), 1924 nucleotides long. RefSeq names its product aquaporin 11 (gene AQP11). Gene Ontology annotation, biological process: transmembrane transport. Lineage: Eukaryota; Metazoa; Chordata; Aves; Passeriformes; Tyrannidae. The record is from RefSeq and is a predicted model, not a curated record. Gene Ontology annotation, cellular component: membrane; cytoplasm. Gene Ontology annotation, molecular function: channel activity.
GCACCGCAGCGCAGAGCCCGCCGCCGGAGUGCCUCGCCUCCCGUCCCCCCCGCGGGCGGCAGCGGCGGCCCGCCCUCCCCAGCGGCAGGCUGAAGGCGAGAGGGGUGCUCCGUCCGUCCCGCGGCGGGGGGCUGAGGGGAGGCUGAGCCCCCUCCCCGCCCCGCGCUCUUACACCCCAGGGACAGACCUUUCUUCUCCUAACCCCUGCCCUGGCAGGAAGCGGGAUCCCCGUGCCCUCACCCCUGCCCUUUGCUCCGCCAAGCCGAGGGUGGUGGGGCUGGACCUUCUGCGAGCCCUUGGGCCUGUGAAGCUCCGGGCAUGGCUGUCGGUGGGCUCGGGAGCUCCCUGCUGCUGAUGUCCGGCGUGGUGGUGGCCGUGGGGCUGUGCAGGAGGCUGACUCGCCGCCGGCUGCGCUCCCACCCGCGCCUCUUCGCUUUCCUCGUGGAGAUGUUGAGCACCUUCCAGAUCUGCGCCUGCACGAACGAGCUCAGCCUGCUCGGCAAUGUGGAGCCGAAGCCGCACACCGCCCUCACCCUCACCUACGGCUUCACCGUCCUGCACGGCCUGACCCUGGCCGGCAGCACCUGCAAUCCCUGCGGGACCGUGCAGCCCAUGUGGGGCGGCGGGACAUCCCUCAGGAUGGGGGGACUCAAGAUCGCCGCUCAGUUCGUGGCUGCAGUGAUUGCUAGGGUGUUCAUGCACUUUAUCUGGAGUCUGGAGAUGGCAGAGCCACAUUUUGGAGCGCUCUCCCAAGGCUGCAGCAGCCCCAUGCAGACUACAGAGAUGCAGGCGUUCUGCAUAGAACUGCUCUUUUCUGUCGUUUUCCAGCUGGCAGUCCUGCGAGCGGAAAGUGUUAAUCCCAAGUACAGAGUCCAUUUGAUUGCUCUUCUCAUCACCAUGCUCGUGUAUGCAGGUGGAAAUCUCACAGGAGCAAUAUUUAACCCAGCAUUGGCGUUUUCAUUACAUGCAGAUUGUUUCUAUGACAAAUUUUUGAGUUACUCACUAGUAUACUGGAUAGCACCAGCCUUAGGUACAAUACUUGUGGCUUUUAUAUGGAUGAAAUCUUUCCUCGGAUAUCCUGAGACAUCAAAUCCUGAAAUCUGGCAGUCCUACAUUAAAAAAGUAUUUUCAACAUCUGCAGACAUGAAGCUUUCAAAGAACUGUUGACACAGACUUCCACAUCACCUUUCAGUUGCAUUUUCAGAUUUCAUGUUUGAAAUAUUAAUUUAUCACUUUGUAUUCAAAUACUAAUUUUGUAAGUGCGUGUUGGGAUUCUGGGAAUAUCCGCCACCAUUUUCAUAAUUUAAGCCAUAUGAAUGUGAAGGACUGUUAAAAUACUGCAACUGUGUCACUUUAGCCAUAAGUGCCAUUUGCUGACCUUUAUUACAACAGCAUGCAAAACUAAUUUUAGAGAAAUACCCAGUCCUUUCAAGGUUUGAAUUUACUGGAUUUCUUCCCAAAAAAAGGCACCUGCAAAAAAGGAGCUGAAGAUCUCUUACACUGACAUCACCAUAUUCCUACUUGCCAUAUAUAUACCUCUGAGAGGAAGAAAGGCUACACUACUCCCUAGAAGAGUCUCCACAGCUCUAUUCUAGAGGCACCCUACACCAAAACUGAAAGUCUGUAGGACCAGCAUUGUUUUAGUAAAUACCUGAGUGCAGGUAAGUAACCUCUCACUUCCCAUUGGGAAGGCUCUGCCGCAUCCUGGCUCACUGUAGAUUGUUGAAUGUUUACCUUGGCUGGAAAAAGCAGUAGUAAAGUACCAUAAAAUUCUGUAGGGACACAAAAUAAAAGGGCAUUUUAGGCACCCCCCCCUACUUUGUAUCAGAGAUUACUGCUGCCUCUUCACAUAGACACAGUAUAUAGGGAUGAGUCAUGGGGUAUUCGAUUUGUCCUUGACUUUAUGCAGCUCUUACCGAUCUUU